UUUCUAGUCGGCAGAGGAGCGGGAGGACCGGAGCUGCUGCGCUGAGAACAGCCUGUGUGUGUGCGUGUGUGUGUGUGAGCUGGAGUUACAGAGGUGAUACGCGAACAGCAAGACGCACACACUCCUCCCUCCCUCUCCACGCUGGUUUCGCAGGGAGAAGCCGAAAAAUACAGUCCCCGAGUCGACGUCAAACCUUCUGCUGUUAUCGCGACGGCGACGGAGGCUGGAAGCGACACAAAGUGCAAAGCAGGAGUCGAGCCGCCCGAGUCCUCCCAAGUUCUCCCCCGCGCUCCGCUCCAGAGCAGGCGAGGGGCUGCAUGCGCCGAUGGCAUCCGUACUUGGGAACAGCAGCCGCGCGUCCGGGGCUCAGGGCGGCCAGGUGAAAUGCAAGCUGAAGAGGAGGAGGAGGAGGCGAUCGAAGAGAAAAGAGAAAGUCAGUACGCUGUCGGCAUUGAUCGCUCCCUUCAAGUACAUAAGCCCUGGGACCAGCAGCACAGAGGACGAGGACAGUUUAAGUACCAGCAGUGCAGAAGUAAAAGAGAACCGUAACAUCGGUAACUUAGAGGAUCGCACCGCAGGAUCUGCAGAGUGCCAGUCGCUCUUCUGCUCCGACUCCACGAGAAGUGGCGGCUCUGGUCUGAAGAGGAAACGGCCGCUGGAGGAAGACAACAAUGGCCACAUUUGUCACCUCCGUCUCAUCUAUAAGAAACUGUCCUGGUCUGAGGCUCCAAAGAACGCCCUGGUGCAGCUGAAUGAGCUGCGGCCGGGCCUGCAGUACCGCAUGGUGUCGCAGACAGGCCCCGUGCACGCUCCGGUCUUCUCCAUCGCUGUGGAGGUGAACGGGCUGACCUUCGAGGGCACGGGCCCCACCAAGAAGAAAGCGAAGAUGAGGGCUGCCGAGUUGGCCCUCAAGUCCUUCAUCCAGUUCCCCAACGCUCCUCAGGCUCACCUCGCCAUGGGAAACAUCUCCAACCCUUCGGCCGACUUCACUUCAGACCAGGCAGACAUCCCUGACACGCUCUUCAAGGAAUUUGAGUCCUCGCCUUGCUCUGAUGGCCUCUCGCUCUGCAACUCAGACGCUGAGAGCGAGCUGCUAUCAAGCGAGCUUCUGAGACAUGGACGGUUGCUUCGCCACACCUUGGACCUGAUGGUGCAGGCGCAGCAGAGGCUGGGCGGGAUUGUCCCAGAGCCCGAGGCCCCCAAGAGUGCUGUGGCUUUGUUAAAUGAGCUCCGGCCAGGCCUGCGCUACGCCUGCCUUUCGGAGCGAGCCGAAGGCCGACGGCUGCAUAGCUUUGUGAUGGCGGUGCGCGUGGACGGGCGGAUAUUUGAGGGCUGCGGUCGCAGCAAGAAGCUGGCCAAGACCCAGGCAGCCCAGUGUGCUCUUCAGGCCCUCUUCAACAUCAGGACGGCCCCUGAGGGGAGAACAGGCCUCAAAGCCAGCAGGAAGACUUGUCCUCAUUUACCCCAGGACUUUGCCGAUUCAAUAUUCCACUUGGUGAGGGAGAAGUACCGGUCGCUGGUGGGCGGCUGCAGUCCUGCGCACGCACGACACAAAUCCCUGGCAGGCAUCGUAAUGACCCAAGGACUGGACCUGAGGCACGCCCAGGUGGUGGCCUUGUCCACGGGCACCAAGUGCAUCAACGGCGAGUAUCUGAGUGACCAGGGGCAGGUGGUCAAUGACUGUCACGCCGAAGUCACGGCCCGAAGAGCGCUGCUACGCUUCCUCUACUCUCAACUUGAACUCUUCUUGAGUAAAAGGCCAGAGGACUGGGAGGAGUCGAUAUUCGUGCGGCACAAGGAGUGCGGCUUCAGGUUGAGAGACGACGUCCACUUCCACAUGUACAUCAGCACGUCACCGUGUGGCGACGGGAGACUCAACUCGCCCUAUGAAAUCUCCACUGACUUACACAGCAGCAGACACCUCAUGAGGAAGCACCGGAACCACCUGCGGACCAAAAUCGAGUCCGGGGAGGGGACGGUGCCGGUGCGGUGCCGGGGGCCGGUGCAGACGUGGGACGGCGUCCUACAGGGCGAGCAGCUCAUCACCAUGUCCUGCACCGACAAGAUCACCAGAUGGAACGUCCUGGGCCUGCAGGGGGCGCUGCUGAGCCACUUCCUGGAGCCCGUGUACCUGCAGAGCGUGACGGUGGGCAGCCUGCGCCACACGGGCCACCUGGGCCGAGUCGUGAGCCAGCGGCAGGAGCGCCUCGGCCCCCUGCCCGCCACGUACAGACGCAACCAGCCGCUGCUCAGUGGGCUGAGCAGUGCCGAGUACCAGCAGCCGGGAAAGGCCUCGUGCUUGAGCGUCAACUGGACGCUGGGCGACACGCAGCUGGAGGUGGUCAGCACCGCCACGGGACGGAGGCGGGAAUCAGGGACUCCAUCGCGUCUCUGCAAGCACGCCCUGUUCACGCGCUGGAGCAGGCUGUACCGCAAGUUGGGGAUCAUCGUGUCCGGCUCGGCGGACGACCAGCUCCUGUACUGCGAGGCAAAGAUGGCGGCGCGCCCCUAUCAGACAGUGAAGCAGCAGUGGUUCAGAUCUCUGCAGGAGACAGGCCUCGGCACCUGGGUCAAGAAACCGCCUGAGCAGGAACAGUUCCUGCUGGCGGUCUGAGGAAGAGUGUGUGUGUGUCUGUGUGUGUGUGUUUGUGUAUGAGUGUGAGUGUGUGAGAUGGAGAAAGAGAGAGAGAGAAGAAGUGUUUGUUUAACCUUUAUUUUUUUAGAGUAAGAUGACUUUGUGCUCCUCACCGACAUCCUGUUUCACAACCUUUAUUCCCGAAAGUUUCAACCCCUGAACAUCAACGCCAUCCCCACCGUCAUUCACCCGCAUCCAGAGGAAGGUCGGCGGCACCGGGCCGAAAAGGAAAAAGAGACCAACAAUAAUCGUUUAGACCCACGAACACACACAUUUAAGCAAACACACACCUAAAUACCGCAACUCUCUGUCCGUCAGGGAAGGGUGGGGUAACCUUGAGCAGAAUGAAAGACAGCCGCUAUCUUGUCAUCAGCUAUUUCCGGGCCCAAAGGCUCCCGCUGAGGAGCCGAGCCACGGGGGAGAGAGAGAGAAAAGAGAGACAGAGCGAGAGAGGGUGAGAGAGAGAGGGGUCCACGUCCAAUUACCAGCCCUGUCAGGGUGACGGCUGAUAGAGGAAGAGGAAGGAAAAAGAGAGAGUGAGAAAAAGAGACCUGCUUUCAGACCUCCUCACCUUCCCCUCUCUCUCUCCCUCCCUCUGUCCCUCUCUCAUUUCUAUUUCUUUCUUCUUCUCAGACUCACCCCUUGACUCCCGACUUCCCCUUCCUUUUGUCUCCCUCCUUUGCCCUCUCUCCAUUUUAUUCCCCUCGCCUCCUCUUUGUCGCUCUCUCUCUCUACCGCCUUCCAAGCGAUGGAUUUCGACAUGACUCGACGACAGGUUAAUACACCCUCUUUUUUUUUUACUCCUCCCCCCGCUCUCACCCCACUGGGCAGAGAGGAGGGAAGGAAACGUGGUGGUGUACGUAAACACGGCCAUUACAGCUCGCCUUAGUACAAAUUGAGGUGGUGGCGGUGAAGAUGGCGGAGGUGUAUUUCCUUGUUUUCCCCUCUCUGUUUAUCUUUCCUCCCUCUUUGUCUUUUGACCUCGGCCCGUCCUGUUCUUUCUCCAAACACCUGAAUCACCAAUAAGAGCGAGUUGGGGUUGUGACUCAUUAGCGAGGCCUCGUUGACCUCAUCGACUCGCUCUCCCUCGCCGUGUCACCACCACCCCGAGCCGAUAGCAGUCGAGGUGGCGUGCAGCUUUGCUCAGCACCUUGGGCGACCUGAGGGUGGUUUUAUUUUGAAAUGCCAUGUAGGCGUUCAUAGAUUCUGACGUGACUCUGGAUCCGUGUACAUUUGUACCUCGCACUCAUUUUUGCGUAUUUCCCCGAUGUAAACACACAACCCAGCUAAAUGUUUAUGUUCGUGACGAUCAUGACUUAUGUGGUUGUGUCACUGCCGAUUUCUCUUGAAGGUGUUGAAAAUGAAUGGAAGGCGUCACCAGCACGGCUCAGUCAGUGGUAAAAUCCAAAUAGUGAGAGUGACAUCUAGUGGUGCGGUUCUGUCAUGUUGUGGUUUUCCUCUCCUGCCCCCGGCUGAUGCUGGGAACUUCACGAACUCCAAGUGAGGAAACAGUCAAACUCUCAGUCUGAGAAAUAAGCUCUUCAGUGGAGGGAGGAUUUUUACACAACAAGCAUUGAGCUGAGAAUCUGACCAACGUGUGACCCGCUUCUGGUUGAUUCAUAAUUUUUCCCUUCGUUGAAAAAAAAUUGCCAAUCAGUGUUUAUCAAUUUAAAAAUGUGUGAAUUUGAUUUAGAGUUUUUUAAAGGCUCUGAAAAUCCAAUUUCAAGUAUUCCUUCCAAUUAAUUGAUAUCCUAUUAAUAUAUAUAUAUAUC
This is a messenger RNA of Platichthys flesus (European flounder), 4407 nucleotides long. It is a transcript of the gene adarb2, whose product is annotated as adenosine deaminase RNA specific B2 (inactive). NCBI's taxonomy places the organism in Eukaryota, Metazoa, Chordata, Actinopteri, Pleuronectiformes, Pleuronectidae. Gene Ontology annotation, molecular function: double-stranded RNA binding; double-stranded RNA adenosine deaminase activity; tRNA-specific adenosine deaminase activity. The record is from RefSeq and is a predicted model, not a curated record. Gene Ontology annotation, biological process: RNA processing; adenosine to inosine editing. Gene Ontology annotation, cellular component: cytoplasm; nucleolus. The transcript is spliced from 10 exons. Bases 326 to 2614 code for a protein of 762 amino acids.